Messenger RNA from Ipomoea triloba (trilobed morning glory), 2355 nucleotides. RefSeq lists its product as uncharacterized. Lineage: Eukaryota; Viridiplantae; Streptophyta; Magnoliopsida; Solanales; Convolvulaceae. The record is from RefSeq and is a predicted model, not a curated record. Bases 192 to 2018 code for a protein of 608 amino acids. The transcript is spliced from 9 exons. Gene Ontology annotation, molecular function: ubiquitin binding.
CUAAAGUCUCCAUCUCCAAACGGAUACUGCAAAUACGCAUCUUUCUAUACACUCAUCAAUAUCAUCAUCGUCUUGCCCUUCACACACUACCCUACGCCACAGCCACUCCUUAUUCUCUCUGCGUACUGAUUCUCGCGAGUUUACGCAUAUACUGAAUUAUAUGCAUAGAGUUGAAUUUGUAAUUAUUUAAGAUGGGAUUCAAAAAAGUAUAUAGCUCUUUGCAGGAGGUUUUCCCCGAGGUUGAUUCUCGGGUUCUAAGGGCUGUUGCUAUUGAACACUGUAAGGAUCCUGAUGCAGCUGUUGAGGUUGUUCUUACAGAAGUUAUCCCUUUUUUGACAGAGAGAUCCAAACCACUACCUGCUUCAUCCCCUAAGAAUGGGGCUUUAGCACAAUCAUCUUUUGCUGCUGUGGAUUUAAGUGAAACUUUCCCGAAAAAUGAUGUUUCACUAAAAAAUGCAUCAUCAACUGCAACAUCUUGUAAUGAAAAGCAAAAUGACUUGUCAUCCUAUGAUGCUAUAUGUGAGCAAGGCCAACCAGGUCAAUACCAUCAAGCUUCCAAUGCAAUUGAACAACAAGAUGUACUUGAAGGCAGUAUAAGUGGCAAUUUGAUCUCCUUUGAGACUCGUGAAAGUAGUGUCAGAGUUUGUCCUGGUUUAUCUUCUAAUAUCACAUCCUUUAAGUCAAAUCCUGAAGUUGCUGCUGAAAGUUCCAAUGCUGAUAAAUGUGAAUCUUCUGGAACUCAAGAACCUGCUUGUGAUGUACAUGAAAAAUGUGCUGGUAAAGAUGACUAUGGUGAUAAAUGUGAAUUCUCUGAAUCGCUAGAAACUUCUGCUUCUAAUCUUCCUGAAGAAAGUCCGGAAUAUUUGAAUGUGCCUGUUGAGAUCAAUGGCCUUGCAAUUCAUGGAGAUAGCAGCACCACACAUAAAGAUACAUGCAAUGAAAAAUCCUUGUAUAGUGAUUCUUUGGAUCAUGCUUCAUCAAACAUUCAAGCUCGUGAGAGCAAUGCAGGGCUGGUUGUUGAAGCAGGAAUGGAAAAUGUUCUUCCUGAAGCAACAGUACUAAAUGGUUUUAUUAAUGUUGUCUCUGAUACCAGCGAAUUGCUUAAUGCUGACAUGGAACCUAUCGCUAAUUCUAUAGUUACCCGUUCUGGUCAAAUUUGUAGAAUUGAUCUUCUUGAGGAUAUAAUUGCUGAAGCAAGAUCUAACAAGAAAACCAUGUUUGCUGCUAUGGAGUCCCUUAUCAGCUUAAUGAGGGAAGUUGAACUUCAAGAGAAAGCUGCAGAACAGGCAAAGGAGGAAGCUGCUAUUGGGGGACUGGAUAUACUUAAAAGAGUGGAGGACUUGAAAGAAAUGCUGAAACAUGCUAAGGAAGCAAAUGACAUGCAUGCUGGAGAAGUGUAUGGUGAGAAGGCUAUCCUGGCUACUGAAGUGAAAGAGCUCCAGUCUCGCCUUCUCAACUUGGCAGAUGAAAGGGAUAAAUCUCUUGCUAUUCUUGAUGAGAUGCGCCAAACUCUUGAAGUACGACUAGAUGCUGCCGAGAGAGAGAGGGAAGCUGCUGAACAAGAGAAGUUGCAAAAGGAAGAGCUUGCACGGAAAGCACUGGUUGAGCAAGAACUCAUUAUGGAGAAAGUUGUGCAAGAUUCAAACAUUUUGAAGCGAGAGGCAGAAGAAAAUGCCAAGUUACAGGAGUUUCUUGUUGAUCGUGGACGCAUUGUAGAUAUGUUGCAAGGAGAGAUAUCAGUUAUAUGUCAAGAUGUGAGGUUGCUAAAAGAGAAGUUUGAUGAUCGUGUUCCACUCAGCAAAUCGCUUUCUUCCAGUCAGACAAGCUGCAUUUUAGCAUCUUCAAGCUCAUCCUUGAAAAGUGUGGUACCUGAUUCAGACCAAGUAGCUGCUGACCAAACUAAUUUGUCAGGACGGCAGAAGAUGGACAGCACAUCUGCAGAGGAAACCCGAAAUAAUUGUAAAGCUCUUGUGGAGGAUGGAUGGGAAAUUUUCGACAACCGUGAGUUGUGCAUGUGAAGAAGGAAAUGGUGCGCUUAGAAUUGAGACAGCUCUGUCAAAUUAUAGCCUUUUUGCAUUUUAUCUUAAGUUCCCGCUCCUCCUCCCCCUUUCUGCUAAAUAGCAUUAUUUUGGUUACAUCUAUUCUUGGUCAGCUAAUGCCAUGGAGUUUUGAAGGUGUUAAUGAUAAAUAAAGUAGCAUUUGCGCCAAAAAGUCUGCUUCUACGCCAAAGAGGCAGCUGAGUGAAAUAGUACCGAGUAUUUAUACAGUGAAACUUGUGCAGGUUUCAUUAAUCAUUACUCUUCAUACAUGUAUAUGUCGUUUAUAAGAGCAUCCUUAACAGGUUUUUUCUUUUAA